Molecule: messenger RNA, 5334 nt
Organism: Mustela erminea (ermine)
Lineage: Eukaryota; Metazoa; Chordata; Mammalia; Carnivora; Mustelidae
Gene: PRKG2
Product: protein kinase cGMP-dependent 2
Exons: 18
Coding region: 123-2435 (770 amino acids)
Biological process (GO): protein phosphorylation
Molecular function (GO): cGMP-dependent protein kinase activity; ATP binding
Source: RefSeq, a predicted model, not a curated record
UCGGGCGCCGCGGGCGGCAGGGGAGGGCGGCGCGGGAGAGGACGCGGAGGCGCGGGGGCGGCGGCGCCGAGGUGACGAGCUGCGCACCUGGAAAGUUCCCGGCGGUGCGGUCCUGGAGCAAGAUGGGCAAUGGGUCGGUGAAGCCCAAGCACGCCAAGCACCCCGACGGCCGCGCGGGGCCCCCGGGGGUGCAGGCGCUGCGGGCCAGGGUGGCCGAGCUGGAGCGCGAGCUGCGGCGGAGGGAGGCGGACGUCCAGGAGCGCGAGUACCAGCUGAAGGAGCUGCGGGAGCAGCUGGCCAAGCAGACGGCGGCCGUGGCGGAGCUCACGGAGCAGCUGCAGGCCAAGUGCGUCCAGCUCAACCAGCUGCAGGACGUGGUGCGCUCGCAGGGCGACGGCGCGCCGCAGGCCUCGCCCGGGAAGGCGCCGCUGGAAGUCCACCGCGAGGCCUCGGGCUUGGUCUCCCUGCACAGCAGGCGGGGGGCAAAGGCCGGGGUGUCUGCGGAGCCCACGAGCCGGACCUAUGACCUCAACAAGCCCCCGGAGUUCUCCUUCGAGAAGGCGAGAGUCAGGAAGGACUCCAGUGAGAAGAAGCUCAUUACAGAUGCCCUUAAUAAAAACCAGUUUCUAAAGAGACUGGACCCUCAGCAGAUCAAAGACAUGGUGGAGUGCAUGUACGGGAGGAGCUACCAGCAGGGCGGUUACAUUAUUAAGCAAGGAGAACCAGGAAACCACAUCUUUGUGCUAGCAGAGGGCCGACUAGAGGUGUUCCAAGGGGAGAAAUUCCUAUCAUCCAUCCCUAUGUGGACCACGUUUGGGGAACUAGCCAUUUUAUACAACUGUACAAGAACUGCCUCUGUGAAAGCUAUUACCAACGUUAAAACAUGGGCACUAGAUCGAGAGGUGUUCCAGAACAUAAUGAGAAGGACGGCUCAAGCUAGAGACGAACAGUACAGAAACUUCCUCAGGAGUGUAUCCUUGCUGAAGAAUUUACCUGAAGAUAAACUAACCAAGAUCAUUGACUGCUUGGAAGUGGAAUACUAUGACAAAGGAGAUUACAUUAUCAGAGAGGGCGAGGAAGGAAGUACCUUCUUCAUCUUAGCGAAAGGAAAGGUAAAAGUCACCCAGAGCACAGAGGGCCAUGAUCAGCCACAACUGAUAAAAACACUGCAGAAAGGAGAGUACUUUGGGGAAAAAGCUCUUAUCAGUGAGGACGUCAGAUCCGCUAACAUUAUUGCUGAAGAAAAUGAUGUGGCGUGCCUGGUUAUAGAUCGAGAAACAUUCAACCAGACAGUCGGGACUUUUGAAGAACUCCAGAAAUACCUUGAAGGGUAUGUGGCCAACCUGACCCGGGAUGACGAGAAAAGACAUGCGAAGAGAUCCAUGUCUAACUGGAAGCUGUCCAAAGCACUCUCGCUGGAGAUGGUUCAGCUGAAGGAGAAGGUGGCCAGAUUCUCCUCUUCCCCGUUCCAGAACCUUGAGAUUAUUGCAACACUGGGCGUUGGUGGGUUCGGAAGAGUUGAGCUUGUCAAGGUGAAAAACGAGAAUGUGGCUUUUGCUCUGAAGUGUAUACGGAAGCAGCACAUCGUGGACACGAAGCAGCAGGAGCACGUCUACUCAGAGAAGCGGAUUCUGGAAGAGCUGUGUUCUCCCUUCAUCGUGAAAUUGUAUCGCACUUUCAAGGACGCUAAGUAUGUAUACAUGCUUCUGGAGGCCUGCUUAGGUGGGGAGCUGUGGAGUAUAUUAAGGGACAGGGGCAGCUUCGACGAAGCCACCUCCAAGUUCUGCGUCGCUUGCGUGACUGAAGCGUUUGACUACCUGCACCGACUAGGUAUCAUCUACAGAGACCUGAAGCCAGAAAACUUAAUCCUAGAUGCUGAGGGUUAUCUUAAGUUGGUUGACUUUGGAUUUGCUAAGAAAAUAGGAUCUGGACAGAAGACAUGGACAUUCUGCGGAACUCCAGAGUAUGUAGCUCCUGAAGUCAUUCUCAACAAAGGACAUGACUUCAGUGUGGAUUUUUGGUCUCUGGGGAUUCUAGUGUACGAGCUCCUAACCGGCAACCCUCCCUUUUCUGGGAUUGACCAGAUGAUGACCUACAAUUUGAUUCUCAAAGGAAUUGAAAAAAUGGAUUUUCCCAGAAAGAUCACAAGAAGACCUGAGGAUUUGAUUCGGAGGCUUUGCAGGCAAAAUCCAACAGAAAGACUUGGAAAUCUGAAGAAUGGAAUCAAUGACAUUAAGAAACACAGCUCAGUGGACCCACAGACCACAGCUACUUCGACAAGUACCCCCCUGAAAAAGGAGUGCCUCCAGAUGAGCUGUCAGGCUGGGAUAAAGACUUUUGACAGAAGAAAAGAUGAUUAUUGUCUCUACAUCCAGAAGAGGACUCUAAGGACCAAUAAUCCAGCAGUGAUCGCUUCUCUCUUUGGAGUGUUAUGAUGUCUCUGGGGAGACCAUUAGGGAAGAGAAUUCUCUGCCCCUGAGUGGGGGGCAGUGUGGAUAUGAAGGUGGUUCUGAGCUAUAAUGUCUCAUUUAGAUGCUCUGAAUUAUUCAUGUAUUCUGUUAUUUGCUCUUCUCAAAUGUUGGAGGCCAUUCUCUUCCCCUCUCAACCAUCAGAACCAUUUUUGUUGACGGGGCAUCAUUUUCUCUGCGUUCUAUUGCUCCAUCCCAAUCACACUUGUCUCCUUUGAGGGCUAAUAAGGUUUAAAAAGUGUCUUGCCUUUGAGCAACUAAGUCACGCAAAUGGGAAGAAGAGCAAGGGUGAACUCCGGACGAGACUUCUGCCCUCAACAAUUCCGCGUAGGCAUUGUGGCGUCUUAAAGCCGUGGCCUACAGAAACUUGCGUAGUCGGUAUAAGCUCUUGAUUUCCCCUGCACUCAACCUAGAAACAUAUUAACAUGCAUCUAAUACUAGUCUGGGGAAAGGUCAGUUUUAGUAUUAGUCAAUGGUGCCACUUCCGAGAAAAAAUGAGUUAUCUCACCCAGCCAGUAAUCAUAUUCCUAUGGGGAACUUUGAAAAAAUAAAGCAAAAAAUAUAUUUUUUUUUUGUUUUCCUGUGACCAGCUGUGAUACAUCAGAGACUUUCUCAAAGCCUUGCUAAAGGUAGUUAUAAUGUGGGGUCAAGUGAUGGGCCUUUGGUAGACUUUUGUCUUAUAUAUUAAGUAGUUUCACAAUCAAAGUAGAAAACACGCAGGCACAAAAUUGUGAAGGCUUCUCUUUCCCAUUAAAUAUGGAGAGAAUAACUUCUCAUAGGUAAGGUUGCUGACUCUUCAAAACUGAGAUAUUUUGGCCAGUUCUGUGUUUGUUGCCAUUAAUAAAUCAAGAAUACAGAAUAACCACAGUUAAUUUUUAAUGAAAAUUUCAUUGGCUCAUGUUGAUGCCCUGUAAUCACUGUUGCAUCAAUAACUCUUUUUAAAGAUAUUUGAGUCACAAAUGUGUUUAUAAUUUUAGAUUUGUAAGGUAGGCAAGCCUCGGGGAAGUGAUGGGACUUCGGUAAAAGGGACAUCCAGCACAUGCCCUCCUGUCUCCUCACAAUCUUCCAGAUGAUGAAUAGACUAGUUUCAAUGGCACUGGAUACCAGCGCCGAAGAACUUCACUAGAGAAUGUUGUCAGGCAUCGACCGUGAACCCACCAAAUGGAUGGCAAGUAGACUUUCUCUGUAUCUUUUUGAUCUGGCAGAGUAAAAAUAACAUCAAAGUUCCUGCAUUAUUCAAGCUUCUGGUUAUAUUUUCACAUACGAAUGUUCUAUGGGAAAAGCAACUUCUACCCACUCUCCACCCAUAUUUUCAGCAUUCCAAAACAGUCAGCUGUAUGCUUCCUGAAGAGUCUAAGCAGUUAAGUGAGGCCCAACUCAAGAGGGUGCAUCCUUAACAAAUUGAAUUUCCACAUUUAGAGAAUCCUUUUGCUGAACCAAAGAAUUUUUGUUUUCUGGAGUAGUAUUUUUAAAAGAUUAUGUACUGUACAUAGAUGAACCAUUUUUAAUAGGAUCAACAUAACCUGCUUAAUGAAUUUCUAAGAUUUUUAAAGAUUUUUAUUUGCAUUUGGUUUGUAAGCAUUAUAUGUUUUUCCAUGUAUAUAUUUUUAAAUUACCCACCUAUAAAUGUAGAAAAUUUAUGCAUUGGAUGGAUAUUAGAACUCUAUAGUUAUAACAGCAAUGAUAUUCUCAGAGGAGAUCAAGAAUUGUAAUUCAAAAAAGACUUACAGAUAUACAAAUAAAAACCAACCUAGAGUACUACAGUUUUAUUUUGCCUGUGAUUGGCCAUAUCAGUAUGUCAUCUCCACACGUGAUUUUAUUUUGUUUCCUUUAGAGUACUUCAUAAAGAUAAAGAACUGAGAGAUUGAACCAUCCUGUAAUUCCAGUUCCACUCUUUCUUAGCUGAGUGAGCUUGGGAAACUGAGUUCACUUCUUUGAGUAGACUAUAACUAGCUUUCUCACCUGCAGAAGACGAUGUAGUAAAAUAGCACCUGCUUUAGAGGUCUGUUUCAGGGAUUCAGAGAGAUACCUGGUCCUUUGUGGACAUCUGUGAGAUAAUCAGUGCUGCAAAGGGGGGAGCUACUGUUACUGUCUCUAUUAGAAUUAAAGGGGACUUAAUAACCAUUUAGCCCUGAGACUAUGUGUGGUUGAUACCUAUAUGUAUAGUUAUUCCAAUUAAAUCCAGUAUUUAUCUUUUUCUUUUAAAUCAUGAAGAUUAAACUUUAGUAUGUAUGAUGAAGGGUUAAUACUUACCAAAAUGAAGUGCUUUAUUAAGAGCUCACCUACUUUUCUAAAUUCUAAUUUUUUUAUGAAAUAGGGAUAUAUAUAUAUAUGUAAAUAUAUUCUUCAAAAAUACAGAACCUAUCAUAUUCCUAAUCCCCCAAUAUACAAAUGCAUCAUAUUCCUAAUCAUCAAAUCAUUCCUGUUCUCUUUUCCAAGUACAAAGUUAAGUUUUCAGUCUUGAGUCUUCUCUGUGGGGGCAACUUUUCAUAAUUCUAGUUUCUUAAUCUUUUCUCUAAAUAUGAAAAUGGAAGGAGAGGAUUAUUAAAAAAAAAAAUAAAAGAUUUCGAGUUAAAGAGACCUGGGUUUGAAUUUUAGCUCUGCCCAGAUUUGUGUAAAUGAUAAACCACAUCUUCAUCCAUCUGUAAACUGGAGAUGUACAUGUAAAGCUUUGGGGCAUUGGGCCAGAGUAUUAUUACUUAUAGGCCAUUGACAAUAACCAUUUGGAAAUACAUACAUACAUAUAUUUCUUUCGGCAUGAUAAUAAACCCUUGUUCUUUAUUGCUAGGCAUUGUGCUAGGAGUAUUUAUGUCCAUCAUGUCAUUCACACAAGACUGUAAAAUAAUAAUAAACAUACUCACUGUCA